AUGCGCCCGGUCGAGCAUCCUAUAGACAUAUCUCUCGUAUACAAUACUGUUUCUCAGUUCUCAUACUACCCUGGUGGCCCCGAUGAGACAUGCACGGACUACGAGGUGAUCAUCAACAUCUAUCAGACAGCAGAAAACAUCGGCGUUGUGAAAUUGGGAGAGGAUGAAACGGACGUCCAGCUUGUACUUUAUGCGAACCUCAAACAACAGCAAUCCCCCGACCGAGGGAGCGUCUGCUACGCAAAUGCCAAAGAGGACUUCACACCCGAUGCCGACGACGAGGCGGCCUCCGCUCGCAACUCGUCCGGCACACAGGCGUUAUCCCCGCGUCAGACGUACUACGCCGAGAUGCCCGGCUGGCAGAACCCGGCAAAUGACCCCGUGAACCUGGAGACGUACUUUGCGGUGGAUUCCGUGAACGACAUGUUUAACGAGAAGGACUUCCAAUUCUCCUGCGUUCCCAACCCAUCGUCGUAUCCUUUUUAUCUUGCCUUGAUUGAAUAUUGA
Messenger RNA from Aspergillus calidoustus, 507 nucleotides. NCBI's taxonomy places the organism in Eukaryota, Fungi, Ascomycota, Eurotiomycetes, Eurotiales, Aspergillaceae. The record is from the annotation of a GenBank genome assembly.